CUGUAUAUUCUGUGGUUCAGCUGCUACUGCAGUAGGUUUUUUGAAAUAGGGAACAGAUUUAGGUUAUGUUUACACUUCACACCUCAACAAACAUGUUUACAAAAUUUGUAGUAUUUUUAUAAGAUUCUUAUCAAAGAAAGUAGAAAACAACAUGACUACUCUACGGCCAUUCACCUGCAAUGAUUUAUUAAAAUAUAAUGCUGUAAAUCUUGAUCCACUCACGGAGACCUAUGGUCUGUCAUUCUACAUGCAAUACCUGGCCCAUUGGCCUGAGUACUUCCUAGUGGCCGAAUCUGCCAGUGGGGAGAUCAUGGGAUACAUAAUGGGCAAAUCGGAGGGGCACGGGGAGAACUGGCAUGGUCACGUGACUGCCCUCACUGUCUCCCCCUACCACCGACGGUUAGGGUUGGCUGCUAACCUCAUGACUACGCUGGAAGUUGUCUCUGAAAAGAAAAAAUGUUACUUUGUCGAUCUUUUCGUGCGAGUUAGUAACAAGAACGCAAUAUCCAUGUACAAGGCUUUGGGCUAUGUAGUCUACAGAACGGUACUGGAAUACUACUCGGGAGAUCCUGAUGAAAAUGCGUUUGAUAUGAGAAAAGCGUUAUCAAGAGAUGUUGAGAAAAAAUCAGUGAUCCCUCUCGAUCAUCCAGUAAGGCCAGAAGAGAUAGACUGAUGAUCGAGAUUCCCAAACUACCCUUCGACGAAAUUAUUAUUAUUAUACAUUUUUAUUUAAAAAAUAUUGGUUCAAUUUUUGAAAAUAAAAUAUAAUUAUAUUCUCAUUUCCAGUUGAUAAUUUAUUCUUUUCAAACUACUCGUAGUUUUAAUUCUUAAUACAUCAAUGCUAUUAAGACCAUGAACCGAGAACCAAUGGUAUGGUUCCAAGAGAUUCAUCUAUUUUAAUUUAAAUUAUUGUCAUACCUAUUUCUCAUUGAUUAUUAUUUAUCACAAUUCUUUAAACCGUUCGUUGUUUCCUACCAGUUUUGAAUCGAUUAUGCCAAACUACUUUUCGACGAAAUUAUAAAAAAUAUAUAUAUAUUCAAAUAUUGAAGAUAUGAUUAUAUUCUCAUUUACAGUUUAUAAUUUAUUCUUUUCAAAGUACUGUAGUUUUAAUUUUGAAUACAUCACUGUUUUACAGCUCCAACAGAUUCAUCUAUUUUAAUUCAAUUUAUUGUCAUACCUAUUUCUCAUUGAUCAUUAUUUCAUCACAAUUUUUAAAAUUUUUAGUGGUUUUCACCAUAAGUUUUCAACACUUUUAGUUGUGUUACUACACCAGUUUUCAAUUUUAAUUUUAUCACACCCUUUUCUAUGUAUUUCACACGAUAUGCAGUCAAAUACCCAAGUAAAUGAUCAAAAUCUUUUACUUACUGACAGUCAGAUUUUCAUUAUUUACUUAGAUAUUUGACUGCAUGUCGUGUUAAAUACAUAGAAAAAAGUGUGUUAAUACAUAGCAGCUCGGAAUGAAUCAAGAAACCAUCGCCUUUAAUUUUAUGUUUGUCGUCUACUGUCAAUUUUAUCGAUAUUAUUAAUUUGUAAUUAAUACUGAAUCUUGGCUGUUCAUUUAUUUAUAAUAUUAAUUAUUCACUUAUUUAUAUAUAAAAUGUUUGUACAAUUUUUUCCGGCAAACCAGAGUGUCAUGUUUUUUUGAAAAGUAAAUGGUUGCUGUAACUUGGUCUA
Molecule: messenger RNA, 1674 nt
Organism: Nilaparvata lugens (brown planthopper)
Lineage: Eukaryota; Metazoa; Arthropoda; Insecta; Hemiptera; Delphacidae
Product: N-alpha-acetyltransferase 20
Exons: 5
Coding region: 152-673 (173 amino acids)
Biological process (GO): N-terminal peptidyl-methionine acetylation
Cellular component (GO): NatB complex
Molecular function (GO): protein-N-terminal amino-acid acetyltransferase activity
Source: RefSeq, a predicted model, not a curated record